AGUUUAGACAGCUUGGUUUUCAGUUCUCAGACUCAAUGGAUACGAAUUUACUAUGUGCUAGGCCUAAGGGGUAGCUGGAACCGAAACUUAUUAAGUUGUUGUAAACUUAUUAUGGUUGGAAUGAGAUUAGUUGGAAUAAUGAGCUCUCCAGAUUGUCAAGCACACACAACUAAAACCAGUCUUUAUUCUCCUGAUUCUGUGGAUAUUAUAGAUCAUAAAAAAAGUCGUUAUCCUUUCUGUAUUGUAUGGACUCCAAUUCCACUUCUUACUUGGCUAUUUCCAUUUAUUGGGCACAUGGGUAUUGCCACAUCAGAAGGUAUUAUCAGAGAUUUUGCAGGUCCAUACUUUGUGUCUGAGAAUGACAUGGCAUUUGGAAAACCAACCAAAUACUGGAAGUUAGAUCCAGAUUUAGCCAGUGGUGGGAUCCAAGCGUGGAACUCAGCUAUUAGGGAUGCAUCAGAAGAGUACAGCCACAGAAUGCAUAACCUGUUUUGUGAUAAUUGUCAUUCUCACGUGGCUAUGGCUCUCAAUUUGAUGGUUUACAAGGGUUCUUCUAGUUGGAAUAUGGUGAAACUCUGUUGUCUCAUGCUCAUCUUUGGAAAAUAUGUAAGUAUUUGGGGCUUUCUCAAGACAUGGAUGCCAUUUCUUGUAUGUGUCUGUGUUGUGAUAAUAUUGUGGCUGGCUAUACCUAUGGCUUGAGCAAGUAUAUUGAGACCUAGAAAGAAUAUUUUGUACAGAAGAAUGUAAUUAUAUGUAUGUUAAUAGUAGAAUAUCAAAUACUAAAAACUAAACAUCUUCCUCAUAUAUUGAAUCUUUCCACACAUCAGUUUUUACUUUUCCAGUACUCUUCAUGUUAUUAAGAAUUAUAUAAAAUAAAGUGUUGUCUCAGUACAUAAUAGAUUUUUAUAUCUAGAAAACUGUCCCUUGUAAUUGUUUUUGAAAGUUCAGUUCAUAAUUAAUGUAAACACCAAAACGUUAAAAAAUCUAUAGAAACAAAUAAAAAAAAAACAUGGCAGACAUUCACAAGAAAAUAAGUCACAUAAUAAAAUUGCAACUUGCAAUACAGAGUUAGUAUUCUGGAUUUCAAGUUAAAGAAUCUUCUGAAAUCUUUAAAUGUUAUAAAGUAUCAGAUAUUGUAUUUUGUGUGAUAUUCAGUGUGUUUACACGAAUAAAAUUUUUUAUUUGUGAA
Molecule: messenger RNA, 1189 nt
Organism: Limulus polyphemus (Atlantic horseshoe crab)
Lineage: Eukaryota; Metazoa; Arthropoda; Merostomata; Xiphosura; Limulidae
Product: transmembrane protein 222-like
Exons: 6
Coding region: 112-699 (195 amino acids)
Source: RefSeq, a predicted model, not a curated record